AUGAUCUGAUCACCGCCCUUCGAUUCGUUGCUAAGUAAUGUCAUGACUGUCUCAAGACUGGGGCCUUCGAUUAUAAAUACUUUGUGCAUCCCACCAUCCCCAUCAUGGCACCUGUAUAUGUCCUUGACCACUAUUAUCUCGCAAUCACCGUACUGGUGACGACUGCAUACCAGCUUUCUGGCUUUGCUAUAGCAUGGAUAUUCCAGUUCGACAAGAUUACGGAUUUUACUGGAGGCUCCAAUUUCUUCCUUCUAGCCCUUCUGACUUUGCUUAUGGGAAAUACAUAUUAUGCUCGUAAUAUUGUGGCGAGUAUUUUCGUCAUGAUUUGGGCUGUUCGCAUCGCAGGUUUCCUACUCUACCGCGUUCUCAAGACAGGAUCAGAUACUCGCUUCGACGACAUUCGAUCACAUUUCUUCAAAUUCCUCGGAUUCUGGAUAGGUCAGAUAGUUUGGGUGUGGACCGUAUCUCUUCCCCUUACGAUCCUCAAUUCGCCCGGAAUCUCGGAUACAAGGCGGUCUGGUUCAAACCCGGCUUUUGGUACUGCUUGUGAUAUCGUCGGUAUAAUCCUUUGGGUCGUCGGUUGGAUCAUUGAGACUACCGCUGAUAUUCAGAAGUUUCGAUAUAAGAGCAACAAAUCGAAUCCUAAGGAUAAACCGGUGACGGCCGGUUUAUGGAGGUGGUCUCGACACCCGCCGUAUUUUGGAGAAAUACUCUGUUGGUGGGGUAUCUUUAUCCUCUGUCUGUCUCCAACGAUUUUUGGGUCACUGCCAUCUUCUGCAAAAUCUGCACAGUAUGCCACUAUCGUGUCGCCUCUCUUCACUAUGCUUUUACUGUUGUUCGCUUCCGGGAUCCCGACUGCUGAGAAACCCCAGGCAAAGAAGUUCUUUCUCAUAAGCCACGGACCUGAAGUAGAGUCUCCCAAUCAAGCGUGGAAUAAUUACAAGGCGUACUUGAACGAGACUUCGAUUUUGAUUCCCAUACCUCCUGCAGUGUACAAACCACUUCCCAGAUGGUUGAAGUCGUCUCUUCUAUUGGAUUUUCCGUUCUAUCGGUUCGAUGAAGGAAAGGAAAGCGCAGAUCUCAUUGAUAACACGGGAAAUAGUAGUGAAUAAGAGUCAAAUGUAACAUUGUACAAUAGGAACGUCUAGCGCAUCUAGCUUUAGGAAUUUACCA
Molecule: messenger RNA, 1173 nt
Organism: Desarmillaria tabescens
Lineage: Eukaryota; Fungi; Basidiomycota; Agaricomycetes; Agaricales; Physalacriaceae
Product: DUF1295-domain-containing protein
Exons: 11
Coding region: 105-1112 (335 amino acids)
Biological process (GO): lipid metabolic process
Cellular component (GO): membrane
Molecular function (GO): oxidoreductase activity, acting on the CH-CH group of donors
Source: RefSeq, a predicted model, not a curated record